AUGUUGCGGAAGGACGAGGUGGCCGCGAUCCUCUCCGGCGCUGCUUUUGUCUGGUCAGCGUGGAAGUUAUACAACGUCGACAAUGAUCUGUUGCCUCGGUUCCCCUUCAGACUCACCAUCUUGGACGCCAACAGUGUUGAUCCAGUCAUCGGCCGCGACAACGAGAUCGACCGCGUCAUCUGCAUCCUCUGCCGCCGGACCAAGAACUGUGCCGCGCUCGUCGGAGCCGCGGGAGUCGGCAAGACCGCCAUCGUCGAGGGCCUCGCCCGACGCAUCGCCGCCGGGACCGUCCCCGACCUUCUCCUUGGAGCGCGCGUCGCGGUGCUCGAUGUCGGGGCGAUGAUCGCUGGGACCUCGUUGCGCGGCCAGUUCGAGCAGCGCUUGAAGGAGGCUAUCAAGCAGGCCGAGGAUGAAAGCAGUAAACUGAUCCUCUUCAUCGACGAGAUGCACAUGCUUAUUGGCGCAGGCGAUGGAAGUGGCACCGCCGACGCCGCUAACAUCCUCAAGCCGGCGUUGGCCCGAGGCCGCCUCCGUUGCGUCGGUGCUACCACCUCUCAGGAGUAUUACAAGUACAUUGAGCAGGAUGCUGCGCUUGAGCGGCGGUUCCAGAAGGUCGAAGUCGGAGAGCCGAGCAUGCAAACCACCGUUGCCAUCCUGCAGGGGCUGAAGCACAAGUACCAAGAGCACCAUGGCUUGAAAAUCGACGACGAGGCUCUUGUUGCUGCUGUAGAGCUCGCUGCCCGUUAUAUUACUGGUCGCAAAUUCCCUGAUAAAGCAAUUGAUCUCAUGGACGAGGCAUGCACUACGGUAAAGUUGCGUGCCAGCAAACAAAGAGAAACAAACGCGCCUGGGGAGGUACUGGUUGGUCAAGGCCAUGUCACAGAGAUUGUGAGCCGGUGGACUGGAAUUCCUAUCACUACACUUGAUCAAGAGGAGGAAAAACUGACUCAUCUAAUAGAUAGGCUCCAUGAGCGAGUUGUUGGUCAGAAUGAAACGGUUAGUUUGGUUGCACAAGCAGUGCUACGUUCUAGGGUUGGCAUUGAUAAAUCUGGUCAACCAAUAUGUUCUUUCCUCUUUUUGGGCUCGAUUGGUGUUGGAAAGACGGAACUUGCUAAAGCUCUUGCCGAGAAGCUAUUUAACAAUGAGAAAAUGUUAGUUUGUUUUGACAUGUCUGAAUAUGCUGAGAGUGGAUCUUUGUUGCGUCUCAUUGGAGGACCUCGAAGGUUUGACUUCUAUGAAGAAGAGGGACAACUCACCGAGAUAGUCAGGCGCCGGCCAUAUAGUGUUAUCCUUUUUAACGAGAUGGAUAAGGCAAACCCUUCGAUACUCAAGCUUUUUGUUCAACUCCUCAAUGAUGGUAUGUUGGUUGAUGGCAAAGGAAGAGACGUAGAUUUCAAGAAUACAAUCAUUAUUAUGAGUUCAAAUCUAGGAUCAGAGCACCUAUCUGCUGAAGUGGGAGGAGAAAACACAAUGGAAAGUGCACGUGAUUUUCUCAUGAAACAGGUUGAGAAACGUUUCAAGCCUGAUCUUAUGAACAGAUUGAGCGAGAUUGUGAUAUUUGAGCCGCUUUCACACCAUGAACUGAGGGAAAUUUUGAAAAUCCAAAUGAAGAGCAUUGUCGCUAUGAUGGCCAAGAAGCGUAUUUCUCUAUCUGUGGCAGAUGCCGCGUUGGAAGUCAUUUUGUCGGAAUCACACGACAAGGUGAACGGUGCGAGGCCUAUAAAGAUGUGGGUACGAAAGCAUGUGGCGACAAUUCUUUCAAAUAUGUUGGUCAAUGGAGAAGCAUGUAAAGGCUCAACGAUUUCCAUAGAUGCUAGUGACGAUAAGAGGGGGUUGAAGUACCGAGUAUUGAAGAAGCAGGAGAUGGCAGAUCCAUUAGGCCUGCUACAAGUUAUGCUGUAA
Messenger RNA from Aegilops tauschii subsp. strangulata, 1902 nucleotides. The record is from RefSeq and is a predicted model, not a curated record. Lineage: Eukaryota; Viridiplantae; Streptophyta; Magnoliopsida; Poales; Poaceae.